CUGAAAUUAAAUAAAAUUCUGUUUUGACUUGGAUAUUUAUCAUGGGCAUCCAGAAUUCAAAAAUAUAUUCCAGUCCUCUUUCUGUUUUUUCAAGGAAGAACAAGGAUGCCAAGCUUGUUGAAAAUAUUACUAUGCAUGAUAAAGAGGACCAUAAUGACAAAGAAUUGAAGGAAUUAAAGGAAGAGGAGGAAGAAGAGAAGGAGAGAGUAGAAGACAGAUCUGAAGAAGAUUUGGAUGAAGAGAUAUUCUUUAAGUUUGUGAUUCUGCAUGCUGAUGAUGACAUCCAUGAAGCUCUCAGGGUUCAAGAGAUGCUGCAAAAUGACUUUGGUAUUAAACCUGGAAUAAUCUUUGCUGAAAUGCCAUGUGGCAGACAGCAUUUACAGAAUUUAGAUGAUGCUGUAAACGGGUCUGCAUGGACCAUUUUUUUAUUGACUGAAAACUUUUUAAGGGACACUUGGUGCAAUUUCCAGUUCUAUACAUCCCUAAUGAACUCUGUUAAUAGACAGCAUAAAUACAAUUCUGUCAUACCAAUGAGACCCCUGAAUAAUCCUCUCCCCAGAAAUAGGACUCCAUUUGCCUUACAGACUAUCAAUGCUCUGGAAGAAAAAAGUUGUGGCUUUUGUAAACAAGUAGAAAAAAUUUUCCAGGAUUCUGUGUAUGAGAAACAAAAAGCCAUAUGGAAAACUGAAAAAAAUACAGUAGAUGCUUAGAAAAGUAAGAGGAAUAGGACAUUUUGGUGAAUGCAGCACAAUAAAAUGAUAUCAUUGGAGGGGGGAGGGCAAAAUGAUGUUGCCAUUUUAUAACAUCUUCAAAAAAAGUUAAAUAAAAUUUCUGAGAAAGCAGAAUAAGAAUGAUGCUUAUUCUGGAAAAAGUC
Molecule: messenger RNA, 874 nt
Organism: Gracilinanus agilis (Agile Gracile Mouse Opossum)
Lineage: Eukaryota; Metazoa; Chordata; Mammalia; Didelphimorphia; Didelphidae
Gene: TICAM2
Product: toll like receptor adaptor molecule 2
Exons: 1
Coding region: 42-710 (222 amino acids)
Biological process (GO): positive regulation of cytokine production involved in inflammatory response; positive regulation of canonical NF-kappaB signal transduction; lipopolysaccharide-mediated signaling pathway
Molecular function (GO): protein kinase binding
Source: RefSeq, a predicted model, not a curated record